This is a messenger RNA of Suillus fuscotomentosus, 246 nucleotides long. RefSeq lists its product as uncharacterized. The transcript has a single exon. The record is from RefSeq and is a predicted model, not a curated record. Lineage: Eukaryota; Fungi; Basidiomycota; Agaricomycetes; Boletales; Suillaceae. The annotation marks the transcript as partial.
CCUGAACUUGCAAUGUGGACAGUAGAGCGCACAUACACGAUGGACCAACAUGGCAGACGUUGUAGGUGUGGUGGCGUGAUAUCAUUGACGGAUGUAACACAUGCUGUCGAAUUGAUACCAGAAUAUGGUAACAAGGUAGACGCAAAGAUUUCUUCGGCCACUUGUUUGGAGAGCUAUGACCGGUUUUUUCUUAACAGUUUCGCAGAUAAGGAGAGCUAUCAUACAUUCAGCACGGAGUUCGCAUAG